ACAUAAUUUGAAAAGAUUGUGUUACUUUUCGCUUUUCUCAGAGUUACACAACAUUGCCCUGCUAUAAAUUUUCAUACAGCGCUAGUGUUUACCUUCAAAAACAUUGUUUAAUUAAGUAUCGCGACAGUACUCUAAUUAUUAAUUUAGAACAAUUCGUACUUUUACUAAAGUUUUACCAUUGUGUGUUUUACGCAGUGAAAUUUGAAUUUUACGCGAUGAUGUAGUUAAAGUUUUUGUUGAAAAUUUGAAUUUAACUAUUGGGAAAAUGGGAAAGCAUGAUGAAGAAGAAGCAAUCAUAGAAGUCAAAGAAUGCUGUUCAACAAGAGACGUACUAUGGUACUUAGUUUUUACUGGAUUUGCCGUAAACUACAUGAUAAGGAUAAACCUGAACAUAGCUAUAGUAGCUAUGAUUCAAGCUAAGCCCAAAGACAACGUUUCUUUGACCAGCGAAUGCUUAGAAUUAUCAGGAUCAGUAUUAUCUAGAUUAGGCGAAAAUAAUCAAACAAAUGCCAUGCACACAGAGUUGCCUCCGCAAACUCAAAACCACAACUUCCCAUUAACUACACCCUUGCCUCCAAGUGCAUUAGUUGCAAAUAUAUCCAAUGAUAAAUUUGUUUGGGACGAGAAAAUACAAGGAUACAUUUUGGGUAGUUUCUUUUGGAUGCACUGGACGACCCAAAUACCGGGAGGCCUCUUGGCCAACAAGUACGGAACGAAAAAAGUUUUCGGCCUGUCCAACUUUGCCGGAGUAAUAUUGUGCUUUUUCUUGCCGUAUUUUGCAAAAAUGGGUGCAAAACCAUUGAUGGCUUUAAGAUUGCUUCAGGGAAUUGUCACUGGAUUUUCUUGGCCCUCAAUGGCAGACAUGACUGCCAGAUGGAUACCACCAAACGAAAGAAGCAAAUUUGUGACGGCUUAUUUAGGUAGUUCGGUUGGUGCGGCCCUAACUUACCCAAUCUGCGGCUACAUUAUCGACAAAUUCGACUGGGAAUACGUAUUUUAUGCUAGUACCGUUUUUGGUACCCUUUGGUUUGUUGCCUGGUGGUCCCUGGUCCACGACAGUCCCAGUCAACACCCCAGAAUAUCUCAGCACGAGAAAGAGUACAUUCUGAAAAGCUUAGGGGAAAGUGUGGCAAAGAAAAAAGCGCCGAUACCUUGGCGCCACAUUCUACAAAACCGCACCGUGUGGAUGAACGUUUUGGCCCAAUGGGGCGGAUGCUGGGGUCUUUUCACUUUGAUGACUCAAGCUCCUACUUACUUUAAGUUUAUUCACGGUUGGAACAUUAGAGCAACCGGUGUUUUGUCUGGUCUACCUCAUCUUGUACGCAUGCUUUGGGCCUACAUGUUCUCAAUGCUCGGAGAUUACCUGCUCAGAUCCAAUAAAAUGAGUAGAUCCAACGUUAGGAAGCUGGCUACAGCCUUUAGCUGUAUAGGUCAAGGCAUUUUUAUGAUGGCCUUGGCUUAUUCAGGCUGUGACGCUAUGGCAGCUAUAGUUUUCCUCACUAUGGCCAUAGCUAUCCAUGGAUCUGUUUCUACGGGACCUUUGGCCAGUGUUGUGGAUAUCAGUCCUAAUUAUGCUGCUGUAAUUAUGGGUUUUUUAAACACUUCAGCUGCUAUAGUAGGAUUUUUCACUCCUGCCGUUGUUGGUUAUUUGACCUAUCAAAAUCAAACCACCCCUCAAUGGCAAAAAGUAUUUUGGAUUUCUAGCGGUUGGCUGUUUGGUAGCGGUUUGCUCUAUGUUUUUGUUGCCAAAUCGGAGCUGCAACCCUGGAAUUCUCCAGAGAAAAACAUUCCCGAGCAAGAGCUGAUGGUGUUGGCUCGCAAUGAUAUUAAAGAGAACAAUGAAAAAUAGAUUUAAGUAUUUAAGUUGAAAAUGUUCCUAUUAAUUAAAAGACACAAAUAAUAAAUUUAUUUAUUAAAACCUUAAUUAGAUUA
This is a messenger RNA of Ceutorhynchus assimilis (cabbage seed weevil), 1932 nucleotides long. NCBI's taxonomy places the organism in Eukaryota, Metazoa, Arthropoda, Insecta, Coleoptera, Curculionidae. The record is from the annotation of a GenBank genome assembly.